CCGCCGCAGCCGCCGCCGCCGCCGCCGCCGCCGCCGCCGCCGCCGGGGCUGCUGCUCCGGCUGCUGCAGGAGGCGGCGCUGGCUGGCGGCUGCGCUCGCUCCAGUCGGCGAGCGGAGGAGCGAGCGAGCGAGCGAGCGUGUGUGUGUUUUUUAAAGAUGGCCGGAGCGGCGGCGGCGGUGGCCGCGGGAGCAGCAGCUGGAGCCGCCGCGGCAGCGGUGUCGGUGUCGGCUCCGGGUCGGGCCUCGGCUCCCCCUCCGCCUCCGCCCGUGUACUGUGUGUGCCGGCAGCCGUACGACGUGAACCGCUUCAUGAUCGAGUGCGAUGUCUGCAAGGACUGGUUCCACGGCAGCUGUGUUGGUGUAGAAGAACAUCAUGCUGUUGACAUUGACUUGUAUCACUGCCCCAACUGUGCAGUUCUACAUGGUUCUUCCUUGAUGAAGAAGCGGAGGAACUGGCACCGCCAUGACUACACAGAAGUGGAUGACGGCUCCAAACCUGUGCAGGCUGGAACUAGAGCCUUUGUGAAAGAGCUCCGUUCUCGAGUCUUCCCAAGUGCCGAUGAAAUCAUUGUAAAGAUGCAUGGCAGUCAGCUGACACAAAGAUACCUGGAGAAACAUGGAUUUGAUGUUCCUAUUAUGGUCCCUAAAUUAGAUGACCUUGGACUCAGGCUUCCUUCACCUGCUUUUUCAGUGAUGGAUGUGGAACGUUAUGUAGGUGGUGACAAAGUGAUAGAUGUCAUUGAUGUGGCAAGGCAGGCGGACAGCAAAAUGACACUUCACAAUUACGUUAAAUACUUCAUGAAUCCUAACAGACCAAAAGUGUUAAAUGUGAUCAGCCUUGAAUUUUCAGAUACAAAGAUGUCUGAAUUGGUGGAGGUCCCUGACAUAGCCAGAAAACUUUCCUGGGUGGAAAAUUACUGGCCAGAUGACUCAGUCUUCCCUAAGCCCUUUGUCCAGAAAUACUGCUUAAUGGGAGUUCAAGAUAGCUAUACAGAUUUCCACAUUGACUUUGGUGGAACUUCUGUCUGGUACCAUGUCCUUUGGGGUGAGAAGAUUUUUUAUUUGAUAAAGCCAACAAAUGAAAAUUUGGCACUCUAUGAAUCUUGGAGUUCAUCUGUGACCCAGAGUGAGGUGUUCUUUGGAGAUAAAGUAGAUAAAUGCUACAAAUGUGUGGUAAAGCAGGGACAUACCUUAUUUGUUCCUACAGGGUGGAUUCAUGCUGUGCUCACUUCUCAGGACUGUAUGGCUUUUGGGGGUAACUUUCUGCACAACCUCAACAUUGGCAUGCAGCUCAGGUGUUAUGAGAUGGAGAAAAGACUAAAAACACCAGAUCUUUUCAAAUUCCCUUUCUUUGAAGCCAUAUGCUGGUUUGUAGCCAAAAGUUUGCUGGAAACCCUGAAAGAACUGAAAGAAGAUGGGUUCCAGCCUCAGACUUACUUAGUACAGGGAGUGAAAGCACUUCACACUGCUUUAAAAGUAUGGAUGAAAAAAGAACUUGUAUCUGAACAUGCCUUUGAAAUUCCAGACAAUGUUAGACCUGGACAUCUUAUUAAGGAACUUUCUAAAGUAAUUCGAGCAAUAGAGGAAGAAAAUGGCAAGCCAGUUAAAUCUCAGGGAAUUUCUACUGUGUGUCCAGUGUCACGGCCUUCAAAUGAAGCUUCUUCACCAUAUCAUUCCCGGCGAAAGAUGAGGAAACUUAGAGAUCAUCAUGUCCGAACUCCUUCUAACCUAGACAUCCUUGAGCUCCAUACAAGAGAAGUCCUCAAAAGAUUAGAGAUGUGUCCAUGGGAGGAGGACAUACUGAGCUCUAAACUGAAUGGAAAAUUCAACAAACAUCUCCAGCCAUCCUCCACGGUUCCUGAAUGGCGAGCAAAAGAUAAUGAUCUACGAUUACUGCUGACAAAUGGAAGAAUAAUUAAAGAUGAGAGACAGCUGUUUGCAGAUCGGAGUCUUUAUACAGCAGAUAGUGAAAAUGAAGAGGACAAGAAACCAACAAAGAAGGCAACCAUAAAGACAGAAGAGAGCUCUGGAAGGGAGGGGGCAGAAAGUGAAGGAUCUCCAAAACCACUGAAGAGAAUUUUUACAAGUGUGAAAUCAGAACUCAGGAAUAGAACAUCAGGAUAUUCUGAUGUUUCUGAUUCAGAAGACUCUGGACCUGACUGCACUGCACUGAAAAUUAAUUUUGCCACUGAAGAUUCUGAAAGUUCAGGUGAUGAAAAGAAACAUGAAAUAAUAUCAAACUUUAAGGAGGAAUCUGAUAUAGUGAGGAACCUCCUUCAAAAGGGCCAGAAGCCAUCUAGAAAUGAAAUUCCAAUGAAAAGGGAAUGUCCUACCUCGACGAGCACAGAGGAAGAAGCUAUUCAGGGCAUGCUGUCUAUGGCAGGGUUGCACUAUUCCACGUGUUUACAAAGGCAGAUGCAAAGCACAGACUGCAGUGGUGAGAAGAACUCCCUCCAGGAUCCCAGCAGCUGCCACAGCAGUAACCCUGCAGUGAGGCAGUUGUAUCGAUGUGAUAAGCCAGUGGAAUUUGGAUACCAUGACAAGACUGCAGAUCAAGAUUUGAGGACCUCUUCCUGGACUAAACAGUUUGAUAGAAAUUCCAGAUUUAAUCCUCAGGACUUAAGUAGAAGCCAGAAAUACAUCAAAAAGGAAAGCUCUUCAGAAAUCAGUCAGAAGGCACAAAGCAGGCAUUGUGUGGACAGCAGUAACUCAAGCAUUCAAAAUGGAAAGUACAUGCUGAGUCCCAGCUUGGUUUCAGGGCCAUGCCAGAUAAGAAAUGGCAGUCUAAGCCCAGAAAGGGCUGUUGGUGAAACUUCCUUUUCAGUGCCCCUUCACCCCACCAAGAGACCUGCAUCAAACCCACCACCUAUCAGCAACCAGGCAACAAAAGGUAAACGUCCAAAAAAAGGAAUGGCCACAGCCAAACAACGUCUUGGGAAGAUCCUUAAGCUGAACAGAAAUGGCCAUGCACGCUUCUUCGUGUGACAGCCGCUGCUGCAGCACUCUUCCUGUGGAGUCCAGUCUCGGGGUGGGGAGGCCUGGAGUCCCACCGUCCCCUGCCUGGAGCAGUUCGUGUGUACAGCAAUACUGCCUGAAGAACAGAAUGAACCUGAUGCUGCAUUUUCACUGUGCCACACCCACUCAGCAAUAACCCUUUGGACCUGGUUGGGGAGAGGAAGGAGGAGGGUAGAACCUUAAAAAGAGACCUUGAACUGGAAAGGGGUCUCUUGUCAGGGCUUGAAUUUAAUUUAGUUGUUGGUAGUGUCUUGAUUUAUUUUCAAUAGUAGGAUAAAGAAUUAUCAAUAAUUUAUUUAACAGAUUUUUUUUUAAAGUUAACAGCUUUUAAAUUCUUUCUUUUUUAAAGCUAUUUAUUUGGAAGAUUUCUGGAGAAAUAUCUCACUAAUUCAGAUUUAAGAAUGUGAAGGUUUUUAAAUUAUUUUUGAUAGUGUAUGUGUUACAUGUGGGAAAGAGCCACAGUAACUGUAGCUAGUCUGGACUCUUAAAUUUGAUAUUCAGGUUAAAGUCUUAAACAGGGAUUUGAUGCAUUAAUUAUUUUAAAUUAAGAUGUAUAUGAAAUCAUUUUAUUUUAUAUAUUUCAUGUGUUUUUUAUAAGCUAUUAGCUUCGCUUUUGCUAACAUCCAAGGUGCAUACUGUUAUCCAGGUUGAUUCCCUUACACCCCACCUUUCCACUGCAACCCUUCCACUCCCUCAGUGUAUUGAGACAACCCAAGACUUUUCUCUUUGCAGGGAAACAACUUCAUAGCCAAUGUUUAAGAACCACAUAAAAGAGUCCUCAUUUCUCA
Messenger RNA from Onychomys torridus (southern grasshopper mouse), 3803 nucleotides. RefSeq names its product lysine demethylase 7A (gene Kdm7a). Gene Ontology annotation, molecular function: histone demethylase activity; transcription coregulator activity. The transcript has 20 exons. Gene Ontology annotation, biological process: protein demethylation; regulation of transcription by RNA polymerase II. The record is from RefSeq and is a predicted model, not a curated record. NCBI's taxonomy places the organism in Eukaryota, Metazoa, Chordata, Mammalia, Rodentia, Cricetidae. The coding region runs from base 157 to 2985 and encodes 942 amino acids.